UGCUCAAUCAGCUGUUGAGUUGCAAAUUGUGGGUGGAAAAUGCAAGCGGAUUAAUUAAUGAUUUCCAGCUGAAUUAAGGAUUUACCAACUCAGACAUCAUGCCUAUCAUGUACAACACGGGGGAGUGGUUCAAGGUGCGACCGGACUACUACAGAAAAGUGGAACUGGCUACGCCCGAUUGGCCACUGGACUUGGACUUGGAGUACAUGUGGGUGGAGGUGGCUCCCUAUGGAGGACCACUGGCGGCCACACGCGAUCCCACCAAAUUGGUGCCGGUCAAGGGAACCGCCAGGCCAAUGAUCCGCAUCUUUGACACCACCGGCAGGGAAACGGGUCACAUAUUGUGGAACCAUGGCAAACUGAUUGCCAUGGGCUGGUCGGACACCGAGGAACUCAUCUGCAUCCAGGAGAAUGCCACUGUCUUUGUGUACGACAUGUUUGGCAAGGAAAAGGAGUCCUACAGCAUCGGCGACGAGGCCAGCGUUACCAAGAUUGUGGAGGCCAAGGUGUUUCAGUCCUCCGCUGGCACAGGAGUGGCUGUAAUGACCACCUCCGGCCGGAUAUUCCUCAAACAGAACAGUAGCAAGACUGAAAGAAAGCUGCCGGAUAUUCCCAAUUCCAGCAUCAACUGUUCCUGCUGGGAGAUUGUAACCGAGGGACGCAAUAGCUACUGCCUUCUGGGAAGAGAUAAAGAGGUCAUCAAGCUCUUUCCCGGCGAAACUGUGGGCACCAUUACCGCCAAUCUCUUCGAGAAGCCGCACGAGCGAAUCAUUAAGAUCUCGGUGUCGUACAACCACCAGCACUUGGCUCUGUACACCAACACCGGUCUUCUUUGGCUGGGCAGCGUGGAUAUGCGGCAAAAGUACUGCGAAUUCGACACGGGACGCAAGGAUAUGCCUUUGCAAAUGGAGUGGAUCAUGAAUGCCGACAACAGCGAGGCGGAUGCGGUGGUUAUCUCCUAUCCAUCUUACCUUUUGAUAGUUAACCGCAACGCAGAUCGCAGCGAUUUUCCCUACGAUCCGGUCAUGUUUCUGAUGGCCGAGAUGGAUGGCGUACGCAUCAUAACACAAAGUUCGCACGAAAUGAUCCAGCGACUUCCAAAGUGCGUGGAAAACAUCUUCGCAGUGAACAGCCAGGAACCGGCCAGCUAUCUUUUCGAGGCGCAGAAAAAGUUCGAAGAGAAAUCCUACAAGUCGGACGAGUAUCUCAGCAUGUGUCGGGAAAAGAUCGACCUGGCAGUCACGGAAUGCAUUGAGGCGGCUUCAUUUGAAUUUUGUCCAGAGACCCAGAAGAGUUUGCUGAGGACGGCCUACUUUGGCAAAGGCUUUAUUCAAAACCACAAUCCCGACGAAUAUAUGCGUAUUAUGCGAAUACUGAGGGUUCUUAACACUUUGCGACACGAGAGGAUUGCCAUGCCACUCACCUUUAAACAGUUCUCACAUCUUAAUACCGAAGUGAUUCUCAGUCGUUUGGUGUUUCGCAAGCACUAUGCCAUCGCCAUACAAGUUGCCAAGCACUUGAACCUGCCCGAAUCCUGGAUUUUGGAACACUGGGCAUACCACAAAGUUAUCAAUGAUCCCAACGACAUCGAAGUGGCGCGCAAGAUAACAGAAAAGUUCAAGAAUCCCUCGGUCGAAGGCAUUUCCUUUUGCAAUAUUGCGGCAAAGGCCCAUCAAGCUGGACGAGAUGAUCUAGCCAUCAAACUCCUGGAGCUUGAACCUCGUGCUUCGCUCCACGUACCACUUCUUCUAAAGAUGCGCAAGUUUGAUAGGGCGGUGGGCAGUGCAACACAGUCGGGGGAUACGGAGUUGAUAACCCAAGUCCUCUUGGAGAUGAAAAUGCACAUGAUGCUGUCUAAUUUACAUAUGACCAUCAGAGACCAUCCCCUAGCGCUAAAUAUGUACAAGAAGAUCAUGCGGGAAUCAAACAGAGCAGGUCUCUAUGGCAUUUACAACACCGAGGACGAUCAAAAGGCAAUCGCAGAGUAUCACUUUGAAAAUGCCAUUGAAACCGAAGGUCUGGAGUCGAAUUUGUCGAUGAUUGGAAAUGCUUAUGCCCAGGGACGUUGCCCUUUGGAGGCGGAACUGUGUGCGGAUACCAGUCGAUUAGUCAAGCUGCAGAAGACGCUGAGCACCAAGUACAAUGCCAGCUUGAAUGGAUUAUCAAUACAUGACACCAUUCAGGAACUGCUGCAGUUAGGCGAGCUGAAAGAGGCAGAGCGGAUAAGGAACGACUUCAAAGUGCCCGAGAGACGCUUCUGGUGGCUGCGAAUACUCGUACUUUCGGAGCAAUACAAGUGGGAUGAGUUGGAGAAGCUGGCGAAAAGUAAAAAGAGUCCCAUUGGCUACGAUCCCUUUGUCGAGGUCUGUUUAAAGCAGGACAACGCAAGUGAGGCGCGAAAGUACAUACCAAGAUGUCGGGACAAUCGCAGGAGCGUCUGGUAUAUGCGGGCCAACCUCUAUAACGAAGCCAUAGAUUCCGCCUUCGAGCAAAGGGAUGUGCACAGUCUCUAUGAACUUCAGAAGAAUCAGGCAAUCGUAAGCAAUGGAACGCUGUUCAACAAAGUCUGCAACUUCAUUGCCACGCUAGAAGGAAAGUAGUCGCAACAUUCCUAUUUAUAAGCAAAACCAUUGCGCAUAAUAAAAAGGGUAUUUAUUUAUGUCUAUAAAAACAA
Molecule: messenger RNA, 2674 nt
Organism: Drosophila takahashii
Lineage: Eukaryota; Metazoa; Arthropoda; Insecta; Diptera; Drosophilidae
Gene: Vps16A
Product: vacuolar protein sorting 16
Biological process (GO): endosomal transport; vacuole fusion, non-autophagic; intracellular protein transport
Cellular component (GO): lysosomal membrane; cytoplasm; endosome
Molecular function (GO): actin binding
Source: RefSeq, a predicted model, not a curated record